Mya arenaria is the source of this 837-nucleotide messenger RNA. RefSeq lists its product as uncharacterized. Bases 130 to 456 code for a protein of 108 amino acids. The record is from RefSeq and is a predicted model, not a curated record. The transcript is spliced from 2 exons. NCBI's taxonomy places the organism in Eukaryota, Metazoa, Mollusca, Bivalvia, Myida, Myidae.
ACAGAAGCAGUCGCGAAACUUUAUCGUUAGAGGCCGAACGUCACUUGAACAGCUCACAUCAUUAGGAUCCGAUUUGCGCAUUUGUAGUUCUUAAGAAAAAGAAGAAUAUUAUCUCAGAGAAAGUACAAAAUGCGCGCUUACAUCGUCCUCGCUUUGAUAUCGUUGCUGGUGGCGUCUGCGGCUGCACAAAGCCCUACAGCAUAUGCGGCCAGCCAAGGCGCCCGUGGCGGAGCCGGCGGCAAUUCCGCUAACGCCGCCCUGCUGGCCUCGAUGAUGAGCAGCAGGGGUUCCGGUGGCGCAGGUGGCAGCGGCGGAAGGGGCACGGGUGGUGGAAUGGGUGGACUUUUCGGAGCUUCACUCUUUGGAGGAGUUGACAUGGGAAACAUCAUGGAGUACCUUAUGUGUAUGCGUACCGUUAGAAUUUCGUAUUUCUGCAUGAGUAGAUAUAUGAUGUAGACAUUCAACACUUGGACCGAAGGUGACGUCACUGAUGACGUCAUAAGUGGGACACUGCGCAAAUGACUUGAAAACACGUGCAGGAAUGUUCGUAUUUCCGUACGGUUUUUGUGAAUGCGCCUGUGAUCAUGAUGUAAUACCUUGUUUGAUGACACUUAUGUCUACCAUGUAGAUCUAUGAAACUUGGGUGGGUUGUGUCGGCAUUGACAUUACAACCUGAUCAUGCUGUGCCUACUUCAAUCAUUUUGCCUAGAAUAUUUCAUUUUGAAUAAAAGCUUAGUAAAAUGAUGAUAUUUAAGUCGCAUUACCCGAAAAUGUAGACCAGAGUAUCACAUUACAUAUUUUGCUCAAUUGAAACAUAAAUAAAUAACUAAAGAUUUA